Messenger RNA from Ylistrum balloti, 1770 nucleotides. RefSeq names its product organic cation transporter protein-like. NCBI's taxonomy places the organism in Eukaryota, Metazoa, Mollusca, Bivalvia, Pectinida, Pectinidae. The coding region runs from base 1 to 1770 and encodes 589 amino acids. Gene Ontology annotation, biological process: transmembrane transport. Gene Ontology annotation, molecular function: transmembrane transporter activity. Gene Ontology annotation, cellular component: membrane. The transcript has 10 exons. The record is from RefSeq and is a predicted model, not a curated record.
AUGGACGAAACACUGGAUGUAGAUGAAAUAUGGAAUGCUUUAGGACCAUUUGGAAAAUUCCAACGAAUACAGCUAUUUUUCAUACUGAUCGGCGUGAUUCCUCUGCCAUUUCAUCUACUUUCAACAGUAUUCAUAACCUAUCGGCCACCUUUCCAAUGCAACGAUACCACUGUGGAUAUUAUAUUUGGUGACGACCCCGACAUAUAUGACAAUGCCUCUUAUAAUUUUGUGUACAACAAGUGCUCUAUCGAUGUAUACACGGAUUCGACCAAUUCAACUCUCAUAAAGUCUACAGAAUGUUUGUCAGGAUACUCCUAUUCAGUGCCAAAGGACAGAACUAUUGUCUCCGAGUGGGACAUUGUUUGCGACAGUGCUGAACUGUCGGAGUUUUCCCAGACUCUGGUCAUCAUUGGUCAAGCGGUUGGCGCUGUCAUAUUUACGUCUCUUUCGGACAGAUACGGAAGACGAAAAAUCCAUGUAUUGGGACACAUCUUACUAUUUGUCAUUUCAUUCUCGAUAGCUUGGUCACCAAAUUACACCGUGUUUGCUGUGUUAAGAUUCGUCCUAGGCGCUGUACAGCAGGGCUCUGGACUGACUCUUUCCAUUCUUACGUUGGAGAUGUUACCUUUGGAAUCACGUUAUCUCGCCGAAAUUCUUAAUCAGAUUGUCUGGACGACUGGGAUUAUCGUAUUAGCUCCGUUAGGUUACUUCUUCCGUGAUAUGUCUUGGCGAUACCUUCAGAUGGCGCUGGCUCUUUUCUCCUGCUAUAGUCUUGUGGAGUAUUGUAUCAUGGACGAAUCAUUAAGGUGGCUAUUAGCCAAUGGAAAAAUGAAAGAAGCGGAACGAAUUAUCAGAAAGGCAGCAAAAUUAAACGAAAAGAAUUUCAAUGAUGUCAUCAAAGCAGCAACAAUUAAAAAUUCAAACGAAACGGCAGCUUUAGUUCCGACUGAGACUUCUAUGUCUUCGAACGAAGAAGAAAUUUUAACAAAACUGGAUGAUGCCGAACUCAAAGGAAUUUCCGAUUCAGCAAAAGAGACUAAAGUCACGGAUGCCGUUGAGGUUGGUCGUGGUAGAGAAGAUGCUGCACCUAUCAAACACUACAAUAUCAUCACUAUAUUUCGUCACAAAGUUAUUCUGUUUAAUUCCCUGAUUCUAUGGUAUACAUGGUUGGUCAGCAGUUUAGUUUAUUAUGCCUUAUCACUGACUUCAUCAGCGCUGUCAGGUGACCGUUUCGUCAAUUUCUUUCUGUUAGCUAUUGUGGAGUAUCCAUCGACAUUAAUGGAGUAUCUUCUCCUCAAUAAAAUUGGAAGGCGUAAAACAUGCAUCUUGUUCCACGUGAUCGCAGGGGUAGCCUUAACCGUUUCUACCGUAUGUCAGACACUUUCAGACGGAGCUGGUACACUGGGAGCAGUGUCAUUAGUAUUCAACCUCGUUGGAAAGUUUGGAAUUACAGGAUCGUUUAGUACCAUAUUCUUAUACACACCAGAACUGUAUCCUACGAAUCUGAGAAAUGCUGGAUUUGGCUUCUCCUCAACCGUAGCAAGGGUAGGAGGAAUGUUAGCGCCGUUUGCAGGCCCUUUGAUGGAUUAUAUUACGUGGGGUCCAGGUGCUAUAUCGGCUGCGAUGUGUUUGCUUGCUGUUUACCUAUUGACCUUCCUCCCAGAGACCAAAGGAUACGAAUUGCCCACGACGAUAGAGGAGCUGAAGACUUGGUACAGAGACCAUGCAGGAGACAGAAAGGGCGAGGACGAGGAAAACACUGCACUUUGA